GAAAGGCAUAUAGUCUGAAGAUAGUUAAUAAAUUUUUACGUGUAUUUACUAUACAAUGCAGCGUAAUUUUCUAUACUUACAGCAACAAGCUAUGGCUCGUCAAGCUCAACAACAAAGAAUUGCAAAUGCUGCCGUUGUUGGUAAUGCUAUUAAUAAUAAUAAUCCAAAUGUUAAUUUUGGAAUGCAAGUACCUGAUCUCAUGAACAAUAUUUGGAUUCAACAGCAAGGAUUACAACAACCAUCAAUUCCAAUGAAUCCUGCUUUAGCAAUACCUCAACAACAACAGCAACAGCAACAAUUAGAAGCUGAGAAUAGAUUAAAACAAGAACAACUUCAGCAACAGCAAAGACUGCAAGCAAUGUAUAUACAGCAAAAGCAGCAGCAGCAGCAACAACAACAACAGCAGCAGCAGCAACAGCAACAGCAACAACAGCAACAACAACAACAACAACAACAACAACAACAACAACAACAACAACAACAGAAACAACCAUUACCUUCUUCUUCUACUCCGGUUCAGCUACCUCAUACUACUAUUGUACAAACUAAGACUCAAGAAAAGAAUUUAAAACAAUACAUAACCCGUGAUCAGCAAUAUCAAAUAAUACUAAAUAAACAACACAAGCAACAUGUCGAUUUAGCACAAGCAAAGAAAAUUGAGAUUGAUGUCGCAAAUAAUGAACGACGAAUCAGACAACAACAUCGAGGGGUUUUAACAUUUGGUAAAGGCUAUGAUGGUUAUGGAAAUGGAAAAACAAGUGCUAGUCAACUUCCACGAAUUAUAUAUCCUGGAGACAAAAAGCGUAAAAGACAUUAUCAGACUGUUCGAGCUCUCUAUGAAACUUCUGUAGAACAAGCUGAUAAAGAAGAGAUGCUAGUCCCUAUUCGAUUAGAUAUUGAAAAUGAAGGUUAUAAAAUUAGGGACACCUUUACUUGGAAUAUGAACGAAACAUCAAUUACGCCUGAACAGUUUGCAGAGAUUACAUGUGAGGAUCUACGUUUACCUGUUUCUAUAUUUGCUUCUCUAAUAUCAAAUAGUAUUCGAGAACAAAUUCAGGAUUAUUUUUUGAACAUAUCAAGCAUGCUAAAUGAUGAUGACCAACAAGAAAGUUUAACUAAAAGAAUGAACGCUUAUGAGGAAUUUAUAAAAUGUAAAAAACAAAAAAUUGAUUCGGAUAAAUCAGAAGAAGAUAAAACGAUAGUUAAGAAUGUGAACAAGACGAAUGAACCAGAUUUGAGAACAAUCAUAAAGCUUGAUAUUAUUGUUGGAAAUAGAAUCUUGAAUGAUCAAUUUGAAUGGGAUAUCAGUUGUAAAGAAAAUUCACCAGAAUCAUUUGCAGAAACGAUGGCUACUGAGCUAGGCUUAGGUGGUGAAUUCAAAACUGCAAUUGCCCAUUCUAUUCGAGAACAAGUCCAUACAUAUAUCAAAUCAUUAUUGCUUACAGGUUAUGAAUUUGGAGAUGGCUUAAUUGAAAAUGAUGAACUGAAGCGUAGCUUUUUACCUGUCGUACAUAACGUGAUUCGUGAUAAUAAUGUCAUUGAAAAGUUCACACCUUCAGUCGUUGAAGCAACUGAUGCCGAGAUUGCUAAAAUAGAGAAAAUCAGAACUAGAGAAUCAAGACGCAAGAGAAGAGGUGUACGCAGUAGAAAGGGAAUAACAUUACCAGACCGUGAGCCUAUACCUACUUAUAGAACUAUAUUUGCAUCACCACUAGAACAUGAACUAACGGACGAUCAAUUCUUAAAAACUCCUCAAGAUUCAACACACAAUCAAAGAAAAAGCGCAUUAAAGGCUAGAAUGAACAUUGCAGCCGAAGCAGCAGGUGUAUCCUUAACAUCAGGCCAAUUAAUAAAUAUUAAUAACAAUGAUAAUACUCAUUAUAAUAAUGCUGGAGCCCAAUCAUCCUCUUCAGUUGAUCUUGUAACUCGACCUGUCCCUAGUAAAAUGAUGGAUUCUACUUGGCGAUGUUUAGACUGUGGCUGUUCACCAUUUAUGACGACGAUCAUUCGAUCAGGACCUUCAGGGGAUAACACAUUAUGUAAUGCAUGUGGAUUAUAUAGACAUAGAUAUAAUACAGUUCGUCCACCUAAUUAUAUAGACAAAGAAAUUAAAAAUGAUAUACCUUAUCUUAAUGACUGGCAAAAUUAUAUGACAAGAUAUAAAGCACAAUAAUAUUAAAUCUAGAUAUGUAAAACUUAUCUUAUUAACCUUUUUUCCCUUUUCAGUGAAUAAUAACGUAUGAAAAGCAUGUAUAUAUAAAUAAAUAUAUGUUUACAUAUUAGUCCAAAAAAAAAA
Messenger RNA from Cokeromyces recurvatus, 2296 nucleotides. RefSeq lists its product as uncharacterized. Gene Ontology annotation, cellular component: nucleus; nuclear chromosome. Bases 56 to 2173 code for a protein of 705 amino acids. NCBI's taxonomy places the organism in Eukaryota, Fungi, Mucoromycota, Mucoromycetes, Mucorales, Mucoraceae. Gene Ontology annotation, molecular function: transcription coregulator activity; zinc ion binding; sequence-specific DNA binding. The record is from RefSeq and is a predicted model, not a curated record. Gene Ontology annotation, biological process: chromatin remodeling; regulation of transcription by RNA polymerase II. The transcript is spliced from 7 exons.